ACGUACCUCCCCUCUCUCGUCACUCCUACUCGAACACUCGAACGAAAAUCCCAAUCCGUACGUCAUAUGACGUCAUACCCCGUGUUACCUUUACCUUUACCUCCUUCCUGUCCGUCUCCAUAUACCUGUGAACCUGCUAUGGAGAAUAAAAUAAACAACAUCAUCUUGAAACGAAAAGCCUGAAUGAUAAGAAAAGUGUUUUAAGCUAAAACUUUUAAUUAAUUAAGUUAUAUAACGAACUAAUUAUUAUCGUUUUGUUAUCGAGUAUAUGUUUUUCUUCCUUUUUGAUUAAUUUUAACGGUACAUCGUUUCGUUGAACUAUAUCAGUGUUCAAUAUCUCCAAUGGAACUUGAAGACGAAGGCCCAAAAGGCACCCCGGAUAGAAUACCAUGUCAAUUCUGUAGCCGUAAAUUUGUUCCCGAAAGUCUGGCGAAGCAUUCAAAAGUCUGUGAGAAAACGUUGCACAAGAAACGGAAAACUUUUGAUUCAGCCAAACAACGUAUUCAAGGAACAGAAUUGGCUGAAUAUUUACCGGUCAUGGUUCCGAAGAAAGAAACCAUAACUAGCUCUCACAGCCGAGAAAGAUUAGCACCUUUGAUGAAACACGUUGAUACUCCUCAUCAUGUUCCUUCUCGUAAAAUAAAUAAAGUCACUAGUCCAGUAUCAAAAUCAUCGAAUCAUGAAAAAUGUCCUUACUGUGAUAGAAGCUUUGGGCCGAAAGCUUUCGAUCGUCAUAUCGAGUGGUGCAAAGAACAAAGUAUUAGAAUCAAUUCGAAGUCAACAGCUACUCAAGAAGCUAAAGAAAGACUGGAGGCGAGAACUAAAUAUCGAGCCCCUUCCUUUAGAUCCAGAAGAAGCAUAACACGUGAGAAGUAUUCUCCGAAAGUGAGUGUUCAAGAAAAUCACAACUUCUUUCACAAUAGAAAUGAAAUGAGGAAGGAUCGAGAUGACGGAUUUGCUAAACCAUUUGAACCUGAACCGAAGCCCAAAAUUUUAGAAAUUAAAAAAUCAAAAGAACCCAAGGAAACGAAUUUUAUCCGUCAAAAUGUUCUCAGGUGUAGUUAUAAGGGAAAAGCACCCAAAAAACCUGAAACAAAAAUAGAAAAAGACAAUUUAAAUGGUAAUUAUCAAAAUAAAAAAUCAGAUUAUAAUGCAAUUCAAAAUUGGAUAUCGGCGAAUGGAACGAAGAUAAAACCAGCGGCUCCAACACCUAAAACAUCUUCAAAUGAUAUGGAUAAACCAUUAAAUAAUACGAUGUACGAUAAUUAUAACCCAUAUAUCUUGGCGGAGCACCAAAUGAAAGAAUUAUUAAAAGACGUUAACGCUAAUGUAGAAACACAGCCAUUAAACCAAACGUUUACUAUCGCUAAAUUAGACACCUCGAACUCGCCAUUGCCGAUGAAAGAAGAAAGAUGGAAUCAUUUCAAUAAUAAAGAAAAUAUCUCAUCGUAUAAUGGCCCUGUUAAAACGAUAUCUUGCCAAACAGAUGCUUCUGAAAAACACUUCAAAACUUCGCCAACAUCAGCAUUCAGUAAAUAUACAAAUGGUAGCAUGGAAUUACUGAACCGAACACCGACACCUAUACCGUCUUUCAAUUAUGAUAAAAUUGAAGAUCAAACGUACGUGUUGCCUCCUAUAACUACGAAACACGAAAUACCAGUGCAAGCGAAUCAUGAUACGAAUAUGAAUCGUUAUCCUUUGAUAAGUUUAAGCAAUCUAAGUUUGUGUUCUUCGGUUAGUAUUGAUAUUCCAGAUGAGAGAAACAAGAUGUGUAAAAGUGCCGAUAAACCACGUAUUGAAAACGAAGUUCCAGUUUUGCAAAGAUCAGUAUCCGCAUGUAAUGCCGAUAAAACUGGUAAAAACGCAGUGAAGAAGAACCUAAAAAUGGAACAUUUACUAUAUGGUAAUAAAGAAUCAAAAGAUCCAAAUGCUACUUACACAUCAAACACAACGUAUCCGAGUAAAUACGAUGAAAAACUGGAAAAACUUAAUCACUUGCUGGAUGGUGAAAAUUUCGAUUUACUUAAUUCGUUUACUGAAUUUGAAAACGUUCUGAAUAAUACAAUUUUUGACGAUACGUUUACCGUGAAUUCCGAUUCGGCGGAAAAAAAGAAUCUCAAAUUAGAACGAGGAGAUUCGAUGGUCAGUAAGACGAGUAUUGAUUCAGCUUACAAUAGCUUGAAUCGUAAAUCGCCUGCUCUUUCGGAAUCUCAUAAAUAUUUCGGUAAAACAUCGACGCCGGAGACAGAUACUCUGAAAUCUUCCACUCUAUCUCUUACAUCGGAUUUUCAAGAAGCCAGUUCGCAACAGAGUCAAAAAUUAUCAAAAUUUUGUCACGAAUGUGGUGCCAAGUACCCUUUGGACAUUGCCAAAUUCUGUUGCGAAUGCGGUGUGCGUAGAUUGGUCUUGUAGUUAUUCCUCACCCUGAGAAUUGUAUCCUCCGGAGACCCUUUUCUUAACCAAAUUAGUCAUUUAUUUACGUACUUUGUUAGUUACUAACAGUAAAAUGUAAGUGGUAUUUCCCGUAUGACAGUUUACUGAUUAACAUUUGUUAUGGUUUUGAAUGAAAUAAUGCGAGCUUAUUUGAAUUGAAAUGAUAGGAAAAUCUUUUUCUGAUGAUUGAACUGAGAAUAAGUAGAUAGAAUUAUUGAUGUUUUGAAAACUAAAAUAAUUCUAAAUAUUGACGUAAAAGCCUAUUUAUUAACGUUUAAUUUUUUUCCUUUUUUUUUACGUCAGUGUUUUUAAUAAUUGAGAUUUUUUGAUUUUGGUGAUUUUUUUCCAUAUUAUUUCGUAAAUCAUGAAACUGUACUGUGAUUGAACGAACGAAACAGGGUAUUGUUAUAUUUAUUUAGGUAUUUUCACUUCGGUACAUUAUGUACUCAUUUUUAGUAGACUUGUAGUGAUUUCCUCACGUUAGUACAUUCCAGGAAUCGGCAAAAGUGAUCAGCAAUUUUUUUAUUGAAAAUUUUUCACUUUUUCACUUAUCAGUAUAUGUACUUAUUUAGUCGAACACUCAGAAACAGACUGCUUUAGUAUUUCCUUUAUUCUUCUUUUUUUCUACUUUGUGUACUUUUAUACGUUUUCGAAAUGUUCUACGCUCAAUUACCUUCUAUUGCUAAUUUAUUUCGCUGUAUACGUAAUUUAAAAAUUUUAUCAUGGAGUUGAAGUACUGUAAAGUACCUAGUGAAUGUUUUAAUCAUUGACGAAACUAUCGUUGCGAGUAACGUUAGAUUAAUUCCUAAUCGGAUGUUUUAUUUAAAGUCAUUUUUUUUCUUUUUUUGUUAAAUUUUAUUAAUACAAAUUUCAUAACAUG
Messenger RNA from Planococcus citri (citrus mealybug), 3313 nucleotides. RefSeq lists its product as uncharacterized. The record is from RefSeq and is a predicted model, not a curated record. NCBI's taxonomy places the organism in Eukaryota, Metazoa, Arthropoda, Insecta, Hemiptera, Pseudococcidae. The transcript is spliced from 7 exons. Bases 343 to 2412 code for a protein of 689 amino acids.